UGAGAGGAGCACGCGGGAGGGAAGAGUAUCACGCACCUCUAUUCCCGCCUGGAUUCCGUGACACCUGUUAGUGAAGGAUAGCCGAUGCCUACUGAAGGGCAAGCCCGUUUUUUCGAUGCCUUCGCCAUCGCCUUGAGCCAAGCAUGCGAAGGAGGGGAGAAGCGUUGGUACACAUCGACCAUUGAGCUGCAGCUGGGUUCGUUGGACAUCUGCAGGGCGUGCCGAAGUACCCCCGACCUUGCGAGUCCGUGUAACUGGUGGGACUUCUACAAGCUUAUGGUCUCUUCCUAGUGUGCAGGCACUGCCGAACACGCAAAGCUCGAAGAUUCGUGUCUCGAGCCGUGUGCCAGUCGUGCGUGCUCUUCGUUUGAUGUCGGCGCUUUCCAUGGGAACCCUGGUGCAGAGAGCCGCCAUCGAGCUGUGGGCGCGAUUUCCAUACUCCAAUGGAAAGCCUGUCGUUUCCAGUACUCCUUCAAAAUCUUUCGUUCGGAAAUGUUUCAACCAGCCUAUUGUGGGAGUCGUGUGGCCGGCGUCCAUGAAACAGCUAUCGCUCGGAGAUUGUUUCAACCAGCCUAUUGUGGGAGUCGUGUGUCCGGCGUCCAUGAAACAGCUAUCGUUCGGAGAUUGUUUCAAUCAGCGUAUUGCGGGAGUCGUGUGGCCGGCGUCCAUGAAACAGCUAUCGUUCGGAUAUAGUUUCGAUCAACCCAUUGCUCCAGUCGUGUGGCCGGCUUCCCUGCUACAGCUAUCUUCCGGAGGUGACAUCAAUCAACCCAUCGCUCAAGUCGUGUGACCGGCGCCCCUGCUACGGCUAUCGUUCGGAUAUGAGUUCAAUCAACCCAUUGCUGAAGUCGUGUGGCCGGCUUCGCUGCUACAGCUGUCGUUCGGAGCAAGAUUCAAUCAGCCCAUUGCUGAAGUCGCGUGGCCGGCAUCCCUGCAACAGCUAUCGUUCGGA
Ectocarpus sp. CCAP 1310/34 is the source of this 952-nucleotide messenger RNA. Lineage: Eukaryota; Phaeophyceae; Ectocarpales; Ectocarpaceae. The record is from the annotation of a GenBank genome assembly.